GGUGUCGUCGACGGCUCACAUGAGCUCUCUUGUGGUCCAGGCUGAAGUCUACCACAAGACUACUACACAGAUGUCUUACUCGGUCUCUUCAGCAUUAGCUGGUCUAAUUGCCGGACCGCUCAUUUUCGUGCCAUUGGCACAAGUGAUUGGCACCAGCUCGUGCAUCUUCUGGAGUCUGCUGGGUUCCUUUGCCUGCUGUAUCUGGUCAGCUACUUGCACUGGCCAGGGCGACUACAUGUCUUUUACCAUUUCUCGAUUGAUUGGCGGUCUCUUUGCUUCCAUCCCGCAGUGCUUGGGCAAUGGCGCCAUUGUCAACCUAUUUUUCCUGCACCAGCGUGGCAAGGCUUUUGCCAUUUUCUCCACCUGCUUUACUCUCGGAACGGUAGCUGGACCUACCUUUUCCGGCUUCAUCAUUUCUCAUCAGUCUUUUGCCGUUGAAUACUGGUGGAUUGUGGCUCUUCUUGGCAUCUGCGCCGUCUUGGUCUUCUUCUUCCUCGAAGAAACUGGCUUCAACCGCGAUCGCACCGCCGCUUAUCCUCACGUCCCUGAAAGCUUUAUCCCCAAGAAAAUUGCCACUUUCUUUCCCGGUACCCAGGUCGUGCCUCAUAUUACCGGCCAGCAGUUGACCAGAUUCAUCGUCGCUCCUUACCUCAUCGGCUUUUCUCCUGCCGGUAUUUGCGUCGGCAUCUUCGGAAUGACUCUCUUCGGUUUCUUUAUCCUGAUCAACUCCCAAUUGGCUAUUUUCCUACAACCUCCCGUCAUUGCCGGUGGUUACGGCUUUACUCCCCAGCGUAACGCCGCAUUCCUCUUCUGCAUCUGGUUCGGCAUUCUCUGCGCGCAAGCAUCCGCCCACUUCCUCAACGACCGGCUGCCCAUGUGGUUCUGCAAACGCCGCGGCGGCGUCUGGAAGCCCGAAUACCGUCUCCAAACCCUCUGGCUGACCGGCGUCAUCCUCAUGCCCGUCGGCCUCGGCAUCUUCGGCGCCUGCCUGCAGUACCACGAGCACUACAUGGUCCUCGCCCUCGCGUCAUUCCUCAUCGCCUACGCCGCCUGCUCCUCCGUCGCCGUCCCCAUCAAUUACCUCGUCGAGUCCUUUGCGGGCAACCCGCAGGAAGUCGGCACCGUCAUGAACGGCUACCGUCUCGCCCUCGGCCUCGCGAUCAACUUCUUCACCGAGCCCUGGGAGAAGAGCGUCGGCAUUGGCUGGGUCUUUGGCAUGGCUGCCUUUUUCUCCCUCGGAAGCUUCCUCCUCGUCAUCCUCCUCAUGUGGAAGGGCCAUGUCAUUCGCCAGUGGAGCUAUGGCGGCAUUGGCAAGACUGAUGACGGCGCGAAAGUCGUGGAUGCCAAGACUGCGGGUGAUGCUUAGAUUUGUGGGUCGUUUACUGUCUCAGCUGUUGCAUCUUCUUUAUGUCGUCCCGCCUUUACAUCGUCUUCCUCUUCGUCUUCGUCUUCUGCCUGUCGGUCGUUGUGCCAUCUCUGUGCAACCUAUUCUAUCGUAGCAGGGGAAGGGGAAAGGGAAGGGGAAAAAAAGUAACAAAACAAAAAGAAGCGUGAUACCCACCGAUAUACCACACCUAUUUUACUUUAUUUUUUUUCAAGAUAUAGGUAUCCGUAUAUACACAUGUUAUUCUUCAGUUUUUCGGUUUUUUUAUAUUAGAUUAUGGGUGGCCAUCUCUCUUACUCUUGUUAUUUAUGUAAGCAAUUACCUUAUAGAAUACAGUCGUUAUUACAUACUUUCUCUGCGCA
This is a messenger RNA of Xylona heveae TC161, 1746 nucleotides long. RefSeq names its product MFS general substrate transporter. The coding region runs from base 20 to 1366 and encodes 448 amino acids. Gene Ontology annotation, molecular function: transmembrane transporter activity. Gene Ontology annotation, biological process: transmembrane transport. The transcript has 4 exons. Lineage: Eukaryota; Fungi; Ascomycota; Xylonomycetes; Xylonales; Xylonaceae. The record is from RefSeq and is a predicted model, not a curated record.